AUGUCGCGGGUGGCGUCGCUGUCGCCGUCCUUGUCGGGCGACGAGGUGGAGGUGGAGGAGGAAGAGGAGGACGAGGGCGUCGACGGCUACCGCAAGGGCGGCUACCACGCCGUCCGCCCCGGGGACCAGUUCGCCGCCGGCCGCUACGUCGCCCAGCGGAAGCUCGGCUGGGGCAACUUCUCCACCGUCUGGCUCGCCUUCGACGUCCAAUCACAGAGAUACGUGGCCCUGAAGAUCCAAAAGAGUGCGCCUGAGUUUGCGCAAGCUGCUCUUCAUGAAAUCGAGUUCCUGUCAGAGAUCACCAAGAGGGACCCGUUGAACUGCAAAUGCAUCAUUCAGCUGGUAGAUCACUUCAAGCACGCGGGGCCGAACGGGCAGCAUAUCUGCCUGGUCUUUGAGUUACUGGGAGAUAGCUUGCUUAAGCUGGUACAGUACAACCGGUACAAAGGCAUCGGGUUGGAUAGGGUGAGGCGAAUAUGCAAGUCGAUUUUGGUAGGCCUUGAUUACUUGCACAAUGAGCUUGGCAUCAUCCACUCAGAUUUGAAGCUUGAGAACGUUCUCCUUGUCUCGACCAUUGAUCCCUCCAAGGACCCCAUUCGUUCUGGGCUUAAACCUAACCUUGAGAGGCCUGAGGGAAACCCUAAUGGUGAAGCUGGUCUUAAUGCGAUUGAGAAGAAGCUAAAGAUGAGAGCAAGGAGGGUGCAUGCAAAGCUUGCUGAGAAAAGAAAAUCAGCUGUGGAACCUUCGCGCUCAGAAAGGAGAUUGGAUGGAAUUGAUCUUACAUGCAAGAUUGUGGACUUUGGGAAUGCUUGCUGGGCCGACAAGCAAUUUACAGAUUUUAUUCAGACACGGCAGUAUCGGGCGCCAGAGAUCAUUCUAGGUGCAGGAUACUCGUUUUCUGUUGACAUGUGGUCAUUUGCGUGUAUCGCUUUUGAGCUCGCAACAGGAGAAAUGCUAUUUACACCCAAGGAAGGUCACGGAUACAGUGAAGAUGAGGAUCACUUGGCUUUAAUGAUGGAACUACUUGGCAAGAUGCCGAAGAAGAUUGCAACCAUGGGAACACGAUCAAAGGAAUAUUUUGACCGCCAUGGAGAUCUGAAGCGGAUAAGAAGGCUGAAAUUGUCAUCCAUUGAACGUGUCCUUGUUGACAAAUACAAAAUUUCUGAAUCUGAUGCCCUGGAAUUUGCCAGUUUUCUUUGCCCUUUACUCGACUUUGCACCAGAGAAGAGGCCAACAGCUUUAGACUGCCUAAAGCAUCCAUGGCUUCGAUAUAACGAGGAUAAAGCUUGUGGUCCUCUUAACAAUAAUGAUGCCAAGAACAUUGAUCUGGCCCAAAGCACAGGGAGUAUCACCAGUGGUGACUGUACAAAUAUUGAUUUGACGAGCAAAAAAGCGGCCCCACUGGAACUUCCCAAUACUGGAAGCAUUGUGAACAGACUUGCCAAAAAUGUUGAUGUAAAUCCGAACAUUGGUUCCAUCACUAAUAGAGAUGCCAAGACUUCUGAUAUGAAGCCCCACAUUGGAAGCAUCACCAUCAGUGACGCCAAAAGCUCUAAUGCAAAGCUGGAUACAGGUAACAUCACUGAUAGAAAUGCCAAAACUGUCAAUAUAAAUCCCAACUCUGACAACAUCUCCAGCAGAGAUGACAAGAGCAGUAAUGUGGACACCACCACUUCCAGUGUUGUCAACAAAGAUGUGAAGCGCAGCAUCAGAAGUGUUGUUAAUUCUUAUAUCAAGAACUUUGAUGCACAAUGCAACACUGGAAGCCCUGCUAACAGUGAUGCUCGGAACUCAUCAAAUAUGAAACCCAGCACUAGAAUUGUUAGCAGUGCUGAUAAUGUCAAGUGUAUGGACAUAAAACCGAUCAGUGGAAGUGCUAAGAGCAAUGACAUCAGUCCUAAGAGCAAUGACACCAUCAAUGCUAAUGUGAAAUCCAACACUGGAAUUGUUGCAAACAGUGAUGCCAAGAACACCGAUGUACAGACUAACAUUGGAAGUGUCGACAGCAGCGAUGAUUACAGCGUUGACUCAAAACCAAACAUUGGUCGGGUUGCUGCGAGCAUACAGAGGUUGGAGAGCAGCAUGAAGCGUGGGAAACCCUGCAAUGAAAUGGAAAAAUAUCUUGAGGGAAAUGGCACCGCUGAGGUCCACAGGCAGAUUCUUUCGACGCCAUCCUUCAGCUCUCUGCUUACUGAUUUUCCUACUUGUGUUGUACAAGUACUUCUUUGGCUGGUUCACCCUCAUCGUGACCACAUCACCUAUCUUCCUAAUCGCUGGCGUCUUUCUUGGAAUCAUCCUGGCGACGGUGAACCGAACAAUCCUGAAAAAGAUCAUGUCUACAAAAAAAUUGAGAAUGCUCGGAGUUCGGAUGUCCAUAACAUCAGCAAAUCUGUUAGGGGUGUACCUCUUCCUACAAUUCCGUCCGGAUCAAGUGAAUCAGGUGGUUCAGAUACUGAUACCGCUCCAAUGCUCCAUGCAUUUCGUCAUCUCGGGUCGGGCAGCAAUUCAUCACAGUCCUCUCAAGAUGGUGACUCCAAUGACAGCAGCACUGAAGAUGGAGCGGAAAACCAACAGGGCAAUGAUGGCAAUGUACGCAAGGGGAAACAGCAUGCUAAAGUUGUAGCAUGGACUGCUGACGACCAGAAGAACAUACUGAAAAUCGGGUGCUUGGAGAUUGAGCGUAACCAAAGGUUGGAGACCCUAAUUGCUAGGCGUCGGGCAAGGAAACACGCAGACAGGAACUUGAUAGAAUUUGGUAGCACUGAUUCCUUACCCACUAUUGAAGAACUAUCAAAGUUCAAUGUUCAAAUUCCUGCUGUUUUUGCUCCUAGAAAAAAUCCUUUCGAUCUUCCUUACAAUGAAGAUAACUUCCCAGAUUCUGCUCCAUCUGCGUUGUUGGAAACAGGAAACCCGUUUGAUCUACCAAGUGAGCAAGCAAAUGAGAGCAGCUCCAAUGGAGGAGCCAACUCAAGCCAGGCUGAACCUAUUCCUGUAGCAUGUCAUUUACAGAGGAGUGCACUGUUGAGGAGGCAUGAGAGCUUCACUGAAGGAGCACCAUUCCUUAGUGACUUUUUGCAAGAUACGCAGCCUUCCCGAUUCAGACCAUACUUCAUGACAGAAAAAAUGGCUAACGAGGAAAUGACAGAUCCAGUUCUUGAAGGAGAAACUAGUGAAAAGAGCAACUCCAAGGCCAGCUCUGCUCAAGACUCGGCUAGUACUUCUUCAGUUGCCGACCAAGAAAGCCAGAAGGAUGUUCUGGAGGAUUGCUCAAACCAAGGACAACAAUCUUCUUUCAGUCAAACGGAGGAACAUGCACAUACAGCUCGGCAUGUAAGGGAGGUUUCUCUUGCCCUUGACAUGGAGCCACCUGUAUUAAUUAGUGAUUCCUCUGAUGAUGACAUAUCACUGUCUGGUGAACAUAUAAAUGAUUGGGAGGAAGCACAACAGAGUUUUUCUCAGAAUACAUUGGUAGAGGAUCCUAGUGUCAUGCAACACCAUCAAGAAAUAGAUAUGACAAGCAAUGGAUUGAAUCAGAUGUCCCCACAUUCAAAUGAUCUCGAGCUGACGUCGUCAUCAACCGAAACCACUGAUGAUCCUUUUGAAGUGAAUGACAUUGAACCACCAGGUCAUGCUCGUACUCUUGAUGCUGAAGCAAGCAUCGAAGAAGGGGUUUCACCAUCAAGAAUGGAGGCUUCUUCCAGUGAGGUUGCUGGACCUAGUUUGAGUUCUGUGGAGGAAAGCAAAUUUCUAGAGAAAGAAGCCUCUGAGAUAAGAGAGCAGUCCAUGGUUGGCCAUGUCGAAGGACAUGGAGGUUCUGUCAGUCAUGCUGAUCCUUCAGUAUGUGAUAUAAGUUCUCAGCCAAGUACUGGAAGUUCAACAAAUGGUAAAUCUCAUUGA
Miscanthus lutarioriparius is the source of this 3897-nucleotide messenger RNA. NCBI's taxonomy places the organism in Eukaryota, Viridiplantae, Streptophyta, Magnoliopsida, Poales, Poaceae. The record is from the annotation of a GenBank genome assembly.